Eutrema salsugineum is the source of this 909-nucleotide messenger RNA. RefSeq names its product endochitinase At2g43600. The record is from RefSeq and is a predicted model, not a curated record. Gene Ontology annotation, molecular function: chitin binding; chitinase activity. The transcript is spliced from 3 exons. The coding region runs from base 61 to 909 and encodes 282 amino acids. Lineage: Eukaryota; Viridiplantae; Streptophyta; Magnoliopsida; Brassicales; Brassicaceae. Gene Ontology annotation, biological process: carbohydrate metabolic process; cell wall macromolecule catabolic process; chitin catabolic process.
AAAUAUCUCCACAAACCCUCCUCAUUUAUUCACACUACUCUCUCCCUUCAAAACAUUAAAAUGGCGACCCAAAACGCGAUUCUAAAAAACGCUCUCAUUUUUUUCCUCUUCAUUUUAGCAAUCUUAGCCGAGACAGCGUUCUCACAAAAUUGCCAGGAUACUAGUUGCCCUGGCCUUAAGGAAUGCUGCAACAGAUGGGGCUAUUGUGGCACCAAAGGCGAUUACUGUGGAUUUUUCUGUUUCAGUGGUCCUUGCUUUAUCAAAGGCAAAUCCUAUGGAUAUGACUACAACGUCGAUGCUGGUCCACGUGGUAAAAUAGAGAGUGUCAUCACACCAGCGUUGUUCGACAGCAUCAUGAGCAAAGUCCAAAACAAUUGCUCAGCAAAAGGAUUCUACACUUAUGAGGCUUUCAUUAAAGCCUUUAAAUCGUUUGGAGCUUACAAAGGAAAAGUAGCUAAACGCGAGAUUGCCGCGAUAUUGGCUCAUUUCUCAUAUGGAUCUAAAAACUUUUGCUACAAAGAAGAAAUAUCGUCGGAGAAGUACUGUUCAAAGAGCAAGAAGUACCAUUGUGAACCGGGAAAAAAAUACUAUGGUCGAGGUUUGCUCCAAUCAAUCACGUGGAACGAGUAUUAUGGUGCGGCUGGUAAGCACCUAGGGUUACCUCUAUUGAAGGAUCCAGAUUUGGUGGCUCGUAGCCCUGAAGUGGCUUUCAAAUUCGCCAUGUGGUUUUGGAAUAGGAACGUGCGUCCUGCUUUGUACUUAGGAUUUGGAGAAAUCACAAAGAGGGUCGAUGGCCGAGAAUGCAGUAAUAACUGGCGUCGUGACGGUGCGAAUAACAAGGUUAAGCAAUACAUAGAGUUCUGCACGAUGCUUGGGGUUACUCCUGAUCAAGGUCUCGAUUGUUUUUAG